This is a messenger RNA of Melozone crissalis (California towhee), 4894 nucleotides long. RefSeq names its product proline rich 12 (gene PRR12). Lineage: Eukaryota; Metazoa; Chordata; Aves; Passeriformes; Passerellidae. The record is from RefSeq and is a predicted model, not a curated record.
GCCGCCCCCAUGGACAGGAACUACCCGGCCGCCGGGUUCGGGGACCCGCUCAGCGCCGGGCCCGGCUGGAGCUACGAGCGCUCGGCCAAGGCCAGCCUGGUGUACGGGGGCUCGCGGGGGUCCCACCCCGACCCCGACCUGCUGCACCGGCAGCCGUACGGAGCGCCCCACCCGCUGCAGGGCUAUGCGGCCAACCACCACCCGCCAGGUCUCUCGGGGCUCUUCGAGACGGGGCUGCACCACGCGGGGGGCGCCGCCCCCGACGCCUCCGUCAUGAACCUGAUCUCAGCGCUGGAGUCGCGGGGACCCCAGCCCGGACCCUCGGCCUCGUCCCUGCUCUCCCAGUUCCGCACGCCCUCCUGGCAGACCGCCAUGCACACUCCAGCUCCAGCCGAACUCUUCAUCUCGGGCGCCCUGCCCGGCUCGGGCACCUUCCCGUCCUCGUCGGCGCUGGGUCCCUACCAGCACCCGGCGUCGUUCGGCGGCCGCAGCUUCCCGGUGGGGUCCCCGCUGAGCCUGCCCGAGGCCGCCUUCAGCCCCGGCUCCAACGGGCUGCUGUCCCCGCACGAUCCCCUGCUGCACAUCAAGCCCGCGCAGCCCGCCGUGCCCUCCUCGCUGGGCUUCGACCGCCUGGGCUCGGCCGUGCUGGGCUCGGCGCUGCCGGCGCAGACGCCGCCGUACCGGCCGGCUCCCAGCUCGUCGCAGUUCAACCUGCUGGCGGCGGCCGAGCAGCCGCCUCAGCUCUACAACGCUCCGGUGUUCGGCGGCGCCAACGCGGCGGGCGGCGGCGAGCGCGCCAUAUCGCGGCAGGACAGCGUCAUCAAGCACUACCAGCGGCCGGGCGCGGCCCAGCCGCAGCUGCCGCCGGCGCCGGGGCUGCAGCACUACCUGAGCUGCGGCGGCUCGUACCAGCAGGUGCCGGCGCACCGCGCGCCGCUGUCCUGCAGCCCGCUGGGCGAGCAGUCCCCGGCCAGCUCCGAGGGCUCGCAGCAGCCGCCCAAAGCCGCCCCGGCGGCGCCGCGCCCCGAGCCGGGCUACCGGCCCAUCAUCCAGUCCCCGGGCUACUCCGGCGGCGCCAGCGCCGCGGGCAACGGCGGCGCGGCCGGCGGGAACGGCGGCAAGUCCAAGAGUUACUCGGCGUCGCGGCAGCCGCCGCGCUCCACCAACACGCCCAAGUGCCAGAGCAGCUACACGCCCAGCACGCCCAAGCCCAGCUCGGUGAUCGCCAGCCAGUCGCCGGCCUACUCGCCGGGCCAGCCGCCGCAGAGCCUGCUGGCCAUGGGGGCAGCGCCCGGCUACAACGCCCCCGGCGCGCCCCAGAGCCUGGCAGGGACGGCGCAGCCCUCGGGCGGGUUUGGCGCGGGCCAGGCCGGGGACAUGGCGGGCAAAGGAGGCGGAUACCAGGGCACGGGGCAGGGCGGGCAGCAAGGCGGGCUGCAGCCCUGCGUCAGCGCCGCGGGCACCUACUCGCCCGAGCAGCUGCAGGCGCUGCCCUACGGCGUGCAGCCCGAGGGGGCGCAGCCGGGGGGCUACGGGCCGCCCGCCCCCUCGCAGGGCCUGCCCACGGCCAGCCCCUCGCUGAGCUACAGCGCCACCGGGCACUCGCCCGCCAUGCCCGGCCCGCCGCCGCUGCCCUACGCCGGCCUGGGCGGCUCCAGCCCCUCGCCCAUCAUCCGCCCGCUGCAGUCGCCGCCGGCGGCGCGGCCGCAGAGCGGGGCCUCGCCGGGGCAGUCGCAGAAGUACCUGGGCUCCGUGCUCUCGCCGUCCUUCAUGGCCCCGCAGGGCUACGGCGCCGCCCCGGGCGGGGGACUCGAGAGGCAGCAGCCCCCGGCCCCGCCGGGGGCGCCCCCCAGUUUCGGCAAAGGGGCCAAGGGCGAGGCGGAGCUGCUGGCGGCGGAGCGCAGCGAGGACGAGGAUUUCCUGAUCCAGCACCUGCUGCAGGCGCCCAGCCCGCCGCGAGAGGGGCUGGGGGGCUGCGAGGAGCGCCCCAAAGCCUUGGGGGGCUACGGCGGCGCGCUGGGCAAGGAGGAGCGGUACCAGCUGCAGAGCGUCAUCCGGCCCAACUCCAACCUGGAGGCGCCGCUGGAGCUGGCGCUGCUCAAGGAGAAGAAGAAGCCCGAGAGGGGCAAAGAAUUCCGGGGGGCCAGCGGAGGAGCAGGCGGCGGCGAGGUGGCGGCCACCUCGGUGGUGCACUACGGCCACCAAGCGCCGCCCGCCAUGGACUCGUACGAGAUGAAGAAACCGCCCGAGCACCUGGCCGGGGGCAAGGAGCUGGGCCAGCCGCCCCCGCCGCACUCGUACCUGCCCAAAACCCCCGAGCACGGGCGGCUGGUGGGCGAGGGACCCCCGCUGGAGCCCCACAACCUCCUGCUGGACCCCUCGCCGGAAUUGGGGGGGUCGCUGCUGCCCUCGGUGCUGACGCACACGCAGAGCCAGCUGCACCCGCGGCCCAAGGGCCGAGCGCCGCUGGACGUUCACCUGCUGGAGCAGCAGCGCAUGCCGCCCCCUCCGCCGCCCCCUCCGCCGCCCCCCGCGCCCCCCUCGGAGAUCCAGGACUUCUUGGAGCCCCCCCUGGGUUUGGAGCCGCACCUGGGGCAGAGCGCGGGGGUCCAGGGACCCCCCGGGCACCUGCUGGACCCCGAGGGGGGGGUCCCGGCCGUGCCCCCCGAGGCCAAGGAUCAGUUUUCGGAAGGGGGCAGCCCCGCCGGGGGCAAGGGGCGCUUCGUGCCCCUCACGUCCAUCUGCUUCCCGGACGCGCUGCUGCAGGACGAGGACCGCGGCUUCUUCCCCGGCAUGGAGGACAUGUUCGGGCCCCCCGCCCGAGGAUUUCCCCAAGCCCAGCGAGGAGGAGGAGGAGGAAGGCAGCGCCAACGCGGCCGGGCGCCCCCGCCGUACGACAUGGGGCAGAGCUACCCCUCGUUCUGCCCGCAGGACGGAGGCACCGCCGGGGAGCCCCCCCAGCUGGGGCUGGAGCCCCCCAAACACGAGCUGCCCUCCACGGUGAACGCGGAGCCGCUGGGUCUGAUCCAGAGCACGGGCGACGGCGGUCCCAAGCCCCCUCCUCCGCCUCUGAGCACGCCUCUAUUCUGCUCCUCCAAACCCAAGAAGCUGCUCAAAACCUCCUCCUUCCACCUGCUCCGCAAGCGGGACCCCUUCCCGCCGCCCAAGAAGACCUACGCGCAGGAGUACGAGUUCGAGGACGACGAGGAUAAAGCCGACGUGCCCGCCGACAUCCGCCUCAACUCGCGGCGCCUCCCGGACCUGCUGCCCGACCUCAUCUCCAGCUGCCGCCGCGCUCCGCUCACGCCCAUGGGCGACAUCGACUUCUGCCCGCACCCCGGCGCGCACGCCGCGGCGCCCAAGAAGCGCGGCCGCAAACCCACCAAGCCCAAGCGGGAAGGGCCGCCCCGGCCGCGGGGCAGGCCCCGGAUCCGGCCCCUGGAGCCGCCCGGCUUCCCCGAGGGAGCCAAGAGGCCGCGGGGAAGGGGCCGGGGCCGGGGCAAGAAGGGAGGAGAGGACGGAGAGGGGAUGGAGCCGCUGCGGCCGCUCAAGAUCAAGCUGGCCGUCUCCAAACCCGAGCCCGCCCCUCCCCCCGCCCCCCCCGGCUCCGCCGCCCCUCCCCCGCCGUUCCCGGGGGUCCCCGAGCCCCCCCCCGCCCAGGAGCCCCCCCAGAGCCGGCUGAAGCAGCGGCUGCGCGAGGCGGAGGAGAAGCAGCCCGAGGUGCGCUCGGGCUUCAUGGCCUCCUUCCUGGACUUCCUCAAGAGCGACGAGGAGGACUCGGUCAGCAAGAACCAGGACCUGCAGAAGAGCAUCAGCUCCGCCAUCUCCGCCCUGGACGAGCCCCCGGAGCGCAGGGAGCAAGGUGAGACCGCCCCCCCGCCGGAGGAUCCCCCCCCCUUCCCCUCCCCCUCCCCCCCGCCCCCCCCGGAAGCCCCCCCCAGCCCGAGCCCCCCAGCCCCUCCCCCCCCUCGCUCCCCACCCCUCCCCCCAGCGCCGCCCCCGCCCCCCGCGGGGUCCCCGAGCCCCCCGGGGGGGGUCCCCGGAGCCGCCCCGAGCCCCCCGAGCGCGCCCCUGCACCUGGCGCAGAAGCAGGGCACGGCCGCCGUCUGCGGGGACACCAGCGACGAGGAGGAGAGCGGCGGGGAGGGCAUCUUCAGGGAGAGGGACGAGUUCGUGGUGCGCGUGGAGGACAUCCCCGCGCUCAAGCUGGCGCUGCAGACGGGCCGGGAGCCGCCGCCCAUCUGGAGGGUGCAGAAGGCGCUGCUGCAGAAAUUCACCCCCGAGAUCAAGGACGGGCAGCGCCAGUUCUGCGCCACCAGCAACUACCUGGGCUAUUUCGGGGAUGCCAAGCACAGGUACCAGCGGCUCUACGUCAAGUUCCUGGAGAACGUCAACAAGAAGGAUUACGUGAGGGUGUGCUCCAGGAAACCCUGGCACCGCCCCCUGGCGCUCAGGAGGACAGCCGCACCCCAAGCCCAGCGCCCCCAAACCCCCCUCCCCCCCCCCAAGCCCGACCCCGCGGACAAACCCCAAAAAGCGGAGAAAGCCAAAGCGAAGCCCCCCAAGGUGAAGGCGGAGCCCCCCCCCAAAAAGAGGAAAAAGUGGCUCAAGGAGGCGGCGACGACGUCGGAGUCGGAGUCCAGCGGGGACCCCCCGAGCGAGGAGGGCGGGCCCCCGCCGGGGCGGGUGCUGAACACGCGGGCCAUGAAGGAAAUGUACCGGAGCUACGUGGAGAUGCUGGUCAGCACCGCCCUGGACCCUGACAUGAUCCAGGCCCCUGGAGGGACACCAACGAUGAGCUGUACCUGCCCCCCCAUGCGGAAAAUCGACGGCAUCCUCAACGACCACAAGAAGAAGGUGCUCAAGAGGGUGACGCUGAACCCCAGCCUGCAGG